This is a messenger RNA of Fraxinus pennsylvanica, 2010 nucleotides long. NCBI's taxonomy places the organism in Eukaryota, Viridiplantae, Streptophyta, Magnoliopsida, Lamiales, Oleaceae. The record is from the annotation of a GenBank genome assembly.
AUGGCAAGGUCAUUUUCUCAGCAGAAAAUCAGUUCUCCAUCUGAAGGGUAUAGUGUUGAGGAUGUUUUGUAUCCAGAGCUAUGGAAGGCUUGUGCAGGUCCGUUGGUGGAUAUUCCAAAAAUGAGAGAAAGAGUUUACUAUUUUCCACAAGGUCACAUGGAACAAUUGGAAGCAUCAACAAAUCAGGAGUUAAAUGAGAGGACACCAACGUUCAAUCUUCCCUCAAAGAUCCCUUGCCGUGUUAUGAACAUUCAGCUGCUGGCUGAACAAGAAACCGAUGAGGUUUAUGCACAAAUUACUCUGAUGCCAGAAGUAGAUCAAAUCGAGCCAAAAAGUGUAUAUUCACGUGCUCUGGAGCCUCCUAGGCCUACUGUUCACUCGUUCUGCAAGGUUUUGACGGCUUCCGAUACAAGUACUCAUGGUGGAUUUUCUGUCCUUCGUAAGCAUGCAAAUGAAUGCCUUCCACCCUUGGAUAUGACCCAGCAGACACCGACCCAGGAACUCGUGGCCAAGGAUCUGCAUGGGAUUAAAUGGCACUUUAAGCAUAUAUAUAGAGGCAAACCUAGUAGGCACUUGCUUACAACGGGAUGGAGUACUUUUGUCACUUGUAAGAAAUUAGUUGCUGGAGAUUCUUUUGUAUUUUUGAGGGGAGAGAAUGGGGAGUUAUGUGUUGGAGUUAGACAUCAUGUUUGUCAACAGAGCUCCAUGCCAUCGUCAGUGAUUUCAAGUCAGAGCAUGCACCUCGGAGUGCUUGCAACUGCAUCUCAUGCUGUUGCAACCAAGACCCUCUUUGUUGUUUAUUACAAACCGAGAACAAGUCAAUUCAUCGUAGGCCUGGACAAAUAUCUUGAAGCUCUAAACCACAGUUUCGGAGUUGGCAUGAGAUUCAAGAUGCGGUUUGAGGUUGGCGAUUCUCCGGAGAAAAGGUUUUCAGGUACAAUAACAGGAGUCGAAGAUAUUUCUCCUCACUGGGAAGAUUCUAAAUGGCGAUCACUUAAGGUUCAGUGGGAUGAACCUGCAUCCAUUCCAAGACCUGAAAGGGUUUCUCCAUGGGAGAUAGAACCAUUUGUGGCUUCAGUUCCUGCGAACCUGGUCCAACCAUUGUCAGCUAAAAAUAAAAGGCCUAGAUUGCAUGUUCAAAUCCCAGUUCCUGAUACUCCAAGUUCAACUGCAUCAGCUGUGUGGAAUCCGUCCCACGAAUCACAUCAAAUAAUUGGUGCUCUUGAAGAACAAAGGAGUGAACAAAUAGAAACUGGUGCCACUCUCGUUAAAAACAGAAACGACGACACUUGUGGAUCUCGUUUAGAGGGAGACUUGCUAUCUUUUCCCCAUGUAAAUUCGUCUCUGAAUAUGUUUUCUGAAGAAACAGGAGACAGCAAAAGUGCAUCAGCUUGGUCUAUUUUUUCAAACUGUUCAGCCCCAAAUUCUGGAAAACGGAGUAAUAGUCGCUUGUCUUGCCUGAAUGAUGAGAGGAAAUCAGAUACUUCUGCAACUUGCAGAUUAUUUGGAUGCAUCUCUAAUCAACGGCAGCAGUUACAAGUACCAAUAAAGGAGUUUCCUAGCAGACAGUAUCACUCCACUAGAAGUCGCACGAAGGUUCAAAUGCAAGGAGUUGCUGUGGGUCGUGCUGUGGACUUAACUGCAUUAAAGGGGUACGAUGAGCUUAUAAGUGAAAUUGAAGAGAUGUUCGAAAUAAAGGGUGAGCUUUGGCACCGACAUAAUUGGGAGAUUGUUUUUACUGAUGAAGAAGGAGAUAUGAUGCUCAUGCGUGACUAUCCAUGGCUAGAAUUCUGUGAUAAGGUGCAGAGGAUUUUCAUCUAUUCUAGCCAAGAUAGGAAACAAAAACGUUUGUUGAUGACGCUGAGGAUUGGUUCGUCAGUUGUCAACUCGGCUGAUGAGGAAGAUGAUGCUCUGUUCAACGCCAUUGUCGUUAUUGGGAAGGAUGUGCAAAUGAAGGAAAAUGUGGAUAUGGUGAAUCGGUGGAAGUUGGCUAGCGGUGGUGGAUGUUGA